AUGCAAAAUCUGAAUCAACACGUAUUGGGGAUUCUCUCCAAAUGUGAUCACCUUAACCACCUAAAGCAACUUCAAUCCUUCCUCACGAUUCUCGGCCACUCUCAAACCCACUUCUACUCCUUCAAGCUCGUCCGUUUCUGCGUCCUGAAGCUCUCCGACCUCGCAUACGCACGCUCCAUCUUCGACCACCUAUGGUCGCCCAACAUCUUCCUAUACACCGCCAUGGUCACCGCCUACUCCUCGGCUUCCGACCACAGCUCGUCCUUCGCGCUCUUCCGCGACAUGGUUCGUCGCCAGCGCCCGCCUAAGCCCAACCAGUUCAUCUUCCCGCACGUCUUGAAAUCGUGCCAAACAACGAAAAUGGUGCAUACCCAGAUAGAGAAGUCCGGGUUUGGGAACUACCCAGUUGUCCAGACGGCGCUUGUGGGCUCGUAUUCGAGGUCUGGGGGGUCGGAUAUUGGGAUUGCGCGGAAGGUGUUCGACGAAAUCUCUGAGAAGAAUGUUGUUUCAUGGACUGCUAUGAUCUCUGGGCUGGUGAGGCUUGGCGAGAUGGGUGAUGCGUUUUCGCUGUUCGAGGAGAUGCCUGAGAGAGAUGUUCCCUCUUGGAAUGCUGUCAUUGCUGGUUGCACGCAGAACGGGCUGUUUCCCGAGGCGAUUUCGUACUUUCGAAGGAUGAUUGACCAUCGACUCAGGCCAAAUCAGGUUACUGUAGUAUGUGCGCUCUCUGCUUGUGGGCACACAGGAAUGCUCCAGCCGGGUAAGUCGAUGCAUGGCUUUGUUUACAGGCAGGGUUUUUUUGCUGACAAAUUCGCGGCGAAUGCUCUGAUUGAUAUGUACGGGAAGUGUGGGAGCUUAGAUGAUGCGAGAAUGGUGUUUGAUAUGACUUCAAAGAGAAGCUUGUCGGCAUGGAACUCGAUGAUCAAUUCUUUUGCCCUCCAUGGUAGGACGGAUGGAGCGAUUAGUAUCUUUGAUGAGAUGUUGCAGUACUGGGAGCAUGUGACGCCUGAUGAGGUGACGUUCGUCGGCCUAUUGAAUGCUUGCACUCAUGCAGGGCUUAUCGAAAAGGGCCGGUUCUAUUUCAAUAUGAUGACCGAUCAUUACAUGCUUGAGCCUCAGAUCGAGCACUAUGGGUGUCUGAUAGAUAUCCUUGGUCGUGCUGGGAGGCUUGAAGAAGCAAUGGAAGUGGUACGGGGAAUGAAGAUUGAGCCCGAUGAGGUUGUUUGGGGGUCUUUGCUUAAUGGAUGCAGAGUCCACGGCCAUACUGAUUUGGCUGAAUUGGCCAUUAAAAAGCUAAUGGAGAUUGACCCCAGAAAUGGAAGCUAUAGGAUAAUGCUGGCAAAUCUAUAUGGCGAGUUAGGGAGGUGGGAAGAUGCCCGUAGGGUGAGGAAAGUGUUGAAGCAGAGCAAGGCGUAUAAGACACCAGGUUGCAGCUGGAUCGAGGUUGAGAAUGAGUUGUAUCAGUUCUACUCAAUCGAUAAGACACAUCCUAGAACAGAGGAGAUUUACAGGACACUAGAAACACUAGUUGUCUCGCACCAGUUGGAGUCGGUGAAUUGGAGGUUUGUUAAGGAGCAUGGGGAGUAAAUGAGCCGAUCACAUUUCUUCUCGUCACAAGAAUGGAACAGUUCGAUCACAGGGAUAUGGCAGCAGACCAUGUCAAGACACUGAAACAGCAUAGCCUACUGCUAAUGGCGGUUCUCGGGGAAAGUUAUCACAACAGAAGCUAUGGAUAAUGCUGUCAGUAGAAGUGCCUCCAGGCAGGAAGUGGCAUAGCGCCACGUAAAAUGUACUGCUGCCUAUUUGAAGAUAGAGAGAGCUUUAUGAUUUCGAAUGAAACAAAUUGAUCAUCAUCUGUUUCUGUAUACAAAUAUUCAUAUAAGUUAUUACAGUGUAACAAAGUUUGUACAGUCGAUUUCUCCGGCCAUGAAAAGUAUACUGGAAUCUGUUUCUAUGGAUAUGGA
Messenger RNA from Linum tenue, 1961 nucleotides. The record is from the annotation of a GenBank genome assembly. Lineage: Eukaryota; Viridiplantae; Streptophyta; Magnoliopsida; Malpighiales; Linaceae.